Molecule: messenger RNA, 1071 nt
Organism: Helobdella robusta
Lineage: Eukaryota; Metazoa; Annelida; Clitellata; Rhynchobdellida; Glossiphoniidae
Exons: 8
Biological process (GO): positive regulation of transcription by RNA polymerase II; negative regulation of transcription by RNA polymerase II; hormone-mediated signaling pathway
Molecular function (GO): nuclear receptor activity; RNA polymerase II cis-regulatory region sequence-specific DNA binding; zinc ion binding
Source: RefSeq, a predicted model, not a curated record
GAAUUUGACGGCAAUACUGUUCUGUGCCGUGUUUGCGGGGACCGUGCCAGCGGAUUCCACUACGGGGUGCAUGCUUGUGAGGGAUGUAAGGGUUUCUUCAGAAGAAGCAUCCAACAGAAAAUACAAUAUCGUCCUUGCCUGAAGAACCAGCAUUGUCUUAUAACAAGAGUUAACAGAAACAGAUGCCAAUAUUGCAGGUUAAAAAAAUGUAUAUCGAUCGGGAUGUCGAGAGAUGCUGUAAGGUUUGGAAGAGUUCCGAAACGGGAAAAAGCCAAGAUAUUAGAGCAGAUGCAUAAAGUUAAUUUGCAGUGCAGGGAAAUGUCUACAACUGACACUAUUCUAUCUGAUGGUAAAGAAUUCAGACGAUUGAUCGUUGAAGCACACGAACAGACUUGUCGUUUCACCAAAGAAAAAUUGUCAAAAUUUAUUGAAGAUUCAAGAUCGAAAGCCUAUUUUGUUAACUGCUCGUCACUUAUGGCUUGUCCUCUGAACCCUAACCCAGAAUUUGAACAUUCGACAGCUGAUCGUUGGAAUCAAUAUUCAAAUGGAUUCAUGCCCGCUAUACACAACGUUGUUACUUUUGCUAAACUUAUUCCUGGCUUCUCUUCGCUUUCUCAGUCUGAUCAAGUAAUUUUACUAAAAGCAGGAACGUUUGAGCUUCUCCUUCUACAACUCUCCAGUCUUUUUGAAUCCAAAUCGGACCUCAUGUAUUUUGUAAAUGGCAAGAUAUUCAAGAGGAGUUCGCUGUCUUCAAUCACAGGGUCAGGGUACCUUUUGGACUCAAUUUUUGAUUUUGCUGAAAGAUUGUGUUCGUUAGAAUUAACCGAUGCUCAUAUGGCACUAUUCUCCGCUUAUAUUCUUCUGUCUCAUGAUAGGCCUGGUCUUAACAAUGUUGGUCUUGUGGAACAGGUUCAAUUGUCAGUUGGUCAAUUGUUGAAAAGUGAACUGAACAGCACUUACUUAUUUGAUAAAUUGUUAUCAAUAAUACCUGAAAUGAGAUUACUCAAUACCGUUCACUCUGAAAAGCUGCUCGGUUUGAAAAUGUUUACAAUUUUCUCUUUAAAUAUAUAA